Messenger RNA from Megalopta genalis, 1981 nucleotides. RefSeq names its product suppressor of fused (gene Su(fu)). Gene Ontology annotation, cellular component: nucleus; cytoplasm. NCBI's taxonomy places the organism in Eukaryota, Metazoa, Arthropoda, Insecta, Hymenoptera, Halictidae. The record is from RefSeq and is a predicted model, not a curated record. Gene Ontology annotation, molecular function: transcription factor binding.
GAAUCAGUUGGUCGUCCGCUCUGAAAGAAUUUUAGUUUUGUCAAGGAUCGGGGACGUGCGCUUUAAUCGGUGGAAGGUGCAAGGUAGUGACUGACUGUAAACAAAGUGAUCGUGCACUGCGUAUCCCGUAGGAUCUUUCGCUCGGUAGAUCAUCGCAGGUGUGAAAGUUUCUCUACAUGUACGGAAACAUGCGGGAACGAGAGGAAUUUUGCCGAAGUUUUCCGCCAGGAUUGCCAGCCCAGCCGCCGACGACACGGGCUCCGGGCCUUGACGCUUUGCACAGUCUUUGUAAAGAGAUCUAUCCAGACCAAAGUAAUCCACUCACUGUUACCGCAGUCGUUAAAUACUGGUUGGGUGGUCCGGAUCCUCUCGACUACAUAAGCAUGUACGAGAAUCCUGGCUGUCCUGAAUUAGGCGUGCCACCACAUUGGCAUUACAUCAGUUUGGGCUUAUCAGAUUUACAUGGAGAUGGAAGGAUACAUCCAAAAAGUGGUCCAGGACGUCCCAGUGGAUUCGGAUUUGAGUUGACCUUCAGAUUGGUCAGAGAAAGAAACGAGAUGACUCCUCCUACUUGGCCAGCGAACGUGAUGCAGCAGUUAGCAAAAUAUGUUUUUAAUUCUGGGAACAUGUUGAUGCCUGGUGAUCAUGUAUCAUGGCAUGCUCCUCUCGAUAAUGGCAAUGGUCGUAUUACACAGAUCUUGAUGGGCAGGGAUCCUCAAUUACCAACAUCUAUAUAUACACCUCAUGGCGAUGUUUCAUUUGUUCAAAUUAUAGGCGUAACAUCUGAAGAAUUACAGGCUGCACAACACUGGAAUGGCUUAGGUCUUGUGAGUUUAUUAAAAACUAGUCAUGUUUGUGGACCUUGGUUGGUAACAGAUAUGAGAAGGACACGUUCCAUUAUGGAGGAUGAACCCUCCAUAGCAGAAAAGAUACAAAGUGGAAUAGAAAAAGAGGGGUCUAACCUGAGCGGUGUGUCUGCAAAGUGUUGGUGGGUUCAAGUAAACUAUGACAGAAGUUCAGAAAGAUAUAGAGAGAAAAGGAACGAAUCGGAUGAAGAAGAAGACGAAGAAGAAGAUAUAAAACCAGUUAUAAAAUCAGAAAGAUUAUCUCCGUGUGAACUGGAUUCGAGUUUAUUACACGAUAACUUUGUUAAAGUAUUACCAGGCCUCCAUUUAACCUUCAACCUUGAAGCAGGAUCCUUGUUACCAUUAGCAAUAAAGGGACGCGUCAUGCACGGAAGGCAUUUUACAUUUAAGUCUAUACUGUCCAAUACAGCUGUUACUAUAGUAGCACCGACAGUCACUGGAACCCUUGUUUCUAGAGAAAAACCAUAUGUAGUUCAAGGACCAUGGUUACAAGUUCUGCUUCCAGAGGAUCUAUCAGAAAAGAUGGCUCAAGAAUUUCAAAUUUUAAAUUCGCCAAAUGAAGUCCAAUUGCCAAAGACGUUUUCCUGGCCCGAACACAAACUCGUUAUUACUGUUAUCAACGAUUGAGAAUGCGUUCGUUGAACACGUUCGACCAAGUUAGCAUAAUCAGUUAACAUAAGCAAAGUAUUAUCUGAUUCAGUUAAAAAGUGGGUUUCUCAGAACUUAUUUAUAACUGUAUAAAACUCGAUUUAAACUACGGAACUAUUAAGACUACGCAUAUCAAUGUGUGAAAGAGGAGCCGAAUAAUAUUUAUAGUUAUUUACCCAGAAAAUUUAUUUUACGUGUUCCGCCGGGAAACAGUUUUCUGCGCCCCUCUUUUCCAGGUUGAUGUCUGUUAAACGAUUUAUAUUUAAUUCUGUACAUAAUAGAAGAACAAGUUAAAACGUGUAAUUGUAUUUGAUAUACGAGUUUACACAUUGUUACAGCUAAUGAACAGUUUUUGUAUAUAGUGAAGACAAACAUUCUGACAUGACUGUUGUCAGUGCCUUGAACCAAUUUUUAUAAAAGUAAUGUGUAAUGGAAUAAAGCAUAGGGUGUAGUAUUUAUAAGCAAAU